AUGGCAACCAACAACUUCCGCAAUGUGCCCAAAAACUUGAACGAAGAAGGCGCCUUCUGCCCCGGCGGUGCAACGCCGACCUUCAACCCACCCCAAACCUCAACAACAGCAAACUACCGCCUCAACCACCUCGCAAUCCGCAUAAAAGAUCCAACCCGCUCUCUGCACUUCUACGUCGACCUCCUCGGAAUGCGCGUCGUGUUCUCUAUGAAUGCCGGCCCCUUCACGAUCUACUAUCUCGGCCACCCGCCGCCCGGUACGGAGGAUUUGGAUACGUGGGCUAAAGAGACUAGUGAGAUUCCCGUCAUGACGCGGACGAGUGGGUUAUUGGAAUUGUACCAUGUUCACGGGACAGAGUCGAAGAGUGAUGAGAAUGAGGACGAUGGCGGAGGAGUAUCCAGCGGUAAUGUGCCGCCGAAUUUAGGCUUUGCGCAUUUGGGAUUCACAGUGCCGGAUGUUCCCGUCGCGGUGUUGAGAUUGAAGAGUGCUGGCGUGACGGUUCUGAAGGAUGUAGGUAUUUGCGAGAGGGGACAUGUUCCCUUGUCGGAGUGGGAAGCUGAGAGGGGUGUGGGUGUUGGGAAGAUUCAUCCCAAUUAUGCUUGGUUCUUUGAGAAAUUUGCCAUGGUGGUUGAUCCGGUGAGUUCUUUCUAUGCUCUCUUCCAAGUCUAA
Penicillium manginii is the source of this 669-nucleotide messenger RNA. RefSeq names its product putative lactoylglutathione lyase (Glo1). The transcript has a single exon. Bases 1 to 669 code for a protein of 222 amino acids. The record is from RefSeq and is a predicted model, not a curated record. Lineage: Eukaryota; Fungi; Ascomycota; Eurotiomycetes; Eurotiales; Aspergillaceae.